Nematolebias whitei (Rio pearlfish) is the source of this 3952-nucleotide messenger RNA. RefSeq names its product zinc finger protein 687a (gene znf687a). The coding region runs from base 75 to 3812 and encodes 1245 amino acids. The transcript is spliced from 11 exons. The record is from RefSeq and is a predicted model, not a curated record. Lineage: Eukaryota; Metazoa; Chordata; Actinopteri; Cyprinodontiformes; Rivulidae.
ACCAAACUUGUGCGACCGAGAGGAAAGUCGAACCAGCUUUGCUAACUGGCAGGUUUAGAGUCUCUCCGCUGGCAAUGGGGGACAUGAAAACCCCGGAUUUUGAUGACUUGCUUGCAGCGUUUGACAUUCCUGACAUCGAUGCGAAAGAGGCCAUUCAGUCCAACCCAGAGGUGCACCGGGAUGAGCAGGGUCCUCACAGUGAGCCAUCUGGGGUCAGCGUCAUUGUGAAGAACACAGUUCGACCAGAGUCUUCUGAACAUGAAGAGAAGCCUGUCGGGGAUAAAACAGGCAGUCCGUUAAGUGCCUUGGUCUCCCAGGUUCCUGUGAAGUUGCAGGACCUCACCUCGGAUCUUGGUCCCAAGCUGUCAGCUAGUGCUACCAUGGAGCCUCGGAUAACCAAUGGCUUUGAAGAGAUAGAGUCCAAUACACAAUCAUGGUCCCAGAGUUCUCCUUUUGGGUCCACAACCAGUGACCACAAUGCUGCUGGUCCCACUUCAUCAUCCGCUCCUUCAGCACUUCCUCACCUUUCACCUCACGCACCUCUGAAUGUUGAAGCGGAUCCUCCUGGUAACCCAUUGCCCCCCUUGAUACAAAAUGCAAACCUGGACACUGAAAUCAAGCACAUCAUAGACGAAGAUGAAGAUGACUCUGAACCAGAUUUAGGAAGUCCACUGGUGAUUCAGGAGAGCCCAGAAUCCGGAACAUCUUCCCCUCCCAAAUUUAAACGCAGAGCAAAAUUACAUCUUGAUCAGCUGGGGUCCCAUGAAGAUACUUCUUGUCUUGUUUCUCCUCCACCUGAUCUCUCAUCACCAAAUAAACUAAAAACUCAGCAUGAAGAUGGCAGAGAGCCUUCUGCCCCCAGCUCUCCCAACACAUCUCUACAAAAAUGCCAGGACCUCCUCUCGCCAGUCAGCACAAGCUCAGCAGUGGUCCAGGAGGAGAAAUACCCAGAGCAUGUAAUCGAUGAGAGAGACUCACCUGAGAGCCCACCUCCCAGUGAGACUGGUCUUGUGUUCACCACCAGAAACAGCAGCCCAGGUUCAGUCUCCAUUUUGAAUCAGGAGAAACUAAAUCACCAAGAGGAGCUCGUUCAAGGUGAGUACAGUCAAGAGGAGAAGGCAGGAGACACCGAAGAACGGAGUGAAAGCAUGGCAGAAGAAAAAGUAAAAACAAAUGAGGUGAACUGCAGUACUGCUAGCGAGGAUACAGUGGCUUCAAGUGUUGCAGAGAUGGUUUCCUCUCCACUCAGGCCACUCAAAGUUAAAAUCAAAAUGCCUACUGGGAGCAUCACAAGAACCGUGACUGGUCUGCCACCUAAAAGGAGCGGAAAGGCCACUGCAAAGGAAGUGGACGGUGCAAAACCUUCAUCAGAACACCAGAACGCAAAGUCCAAAAAGGAGCAGUCGGAUUUACCAGCAGCAGCAAUUCCAGAUGCUGCUGAUGCAGGUAAAGAGAAGUCCUCAGUGGAGACCAAGACCAAAGUGUCCCCAACAGCAGUGAGCAUCACAAAGACUGCAGCACUGCCCUCCGUCUCCUCCUCCAGGACCAGUCCGGGUGCAGUCAACCUGCGCAGUCUGGGGCAAAAAACUCUCAACAGCGGGAUGACCACUUUAACUCAGCACCCAGCUCUAACCAGCAACAGACCUGCUUCUAUAGUCAACAGCACGGGGGCGAUCAUUUCAAAGAGCCAGACCAACCUGGUGGAAGCCUUCAACAAAAUCCUCAACAACAAGAACCUGCUGCCCAGUUAUAAACCAGAUCUGAGCUCUGCUCUUCCAGCCGAGUGGGGCCUUUCUCUCCCGGCACAGGGUUAUCGCUGUCUGGAAUGCGGUGAUGCCUUUGCCUUGGAGCAGAGUUUGGCGCAGCACUACGACCGGCGCUCGCUGAGGAUCGAAGUGACCUGUAAUCACUGCGCCAAGCGGCUGGCCUUUUUCAACAAGUGCAGCUUGCUUUUGCAUGCCAGAGAGCACAAGGAGCGAGGCCUGAUCAUGCAGUGUUCGCACCUCGUCAUGAAGCCUGUACCUGUGGACCAAAUGAUCAGCCAGCAAGAACCAGGAGCAGCAGCACCGUCAUCGUCCGUUUCAGGUCAGUCCAGUUUGAAACAAGCUCCUCAGCCACAUCAAGCAGCAGCUGCUAAGAAAGACGCAGACUUGGUGCAGUACUCGAGUAAUAAAUGUCCCGAGUGUCAGGCGCAGUUUGGCAGCAAAGAGGAAGUUUCUGACCAUUUCCAAGAAAUCAAACUGGCUCACAGCACUUCGUGCACAGAGUGCUCUCCUCCCAUGCUCCUCCCCAACAGCUGCAGCGCAGCAGCACAUCAGCGCAGCCACCAGGGCAGCCCACCACACAUCUGUCCAGAGUGCGGGGGCACGCUCAAGCAGCCUCAGUUUCAGAAGCAUCUGCUCGAGACUUGUUUGCACUUUUCUCGCCGCAUUGGGUACAGAUGUUCCAGCUGCCUCGUCGUGUUUGGAGGGCUGAACUCUGUGAAGUCUCACAUCCAACAGGCUCAUUGCGACAUGUUCCACAAGUGUCCCAGCUGCCCCAUGGCCUUCAAAUCUGCCCCCAGCAUUCAGAGCCACAUUACAUCUCAGCAUCCCGCCCUCACUGGUGGACAGGCUAUGCUAAUUUAUAAAUGUGUCAUGUGUGACACAGUUUUUACACACAAGCCGCUGCUGUACUCCCACUUUGACUCUCAUUUAACCAAUCAGAAGGUGCACGUCUUCAAAUGCCCUGAGUGCAUCAAGCUGUUUUCUCAGAGAAACUCCCUGCUGGAUCAUUUCAAGACCCACAAGACUCGCCUGUCAAAAGUAGAGCAGCCUCCUUCUACAGCUGCUUCCUCACGUGUUUCUGUGAAAUUAGAGAGCUCAGAAGAAGAAAGGAUGGAUAAAGAGAAAGUGAAGACUGAAAGGAUGAAGACCCCUUCGGGGUGGAAGUGUCGUUCUUGCAACACGCCGUUUACAGAACGGGAAGACUACAUCGCUCAUAUGAGCCAAGAGCAUGGCAAGACGUUAAAGAAGUUUCCCUGUAACAAAUGUGAGAGCUCCUUCACGACCACUUCCAGUAUGGGGCGCCACAUCAGAGAUAAGCACAAAAUCAUGACUCGAGGCUUCCGCUGCCAGUUUUGUUCUAACAGUAAGAAGACGUUCAGCAGCCGAGCGAUGCUGGACAGGCACGUUCAGCUGAGACACAGCACGAGCAACACGGGCCAGGACACCCUGACGAGAGCCGACGACGCUGAGAGUUCCUCAGAACAGGAUGGAGGUUUCAGGUCUCGGCGGAGACGUCGGGCAGCUGUGAAAACGGAGCGGGAUGCAGAGUCCACAGACAGGACGAGUCCGGCAAAGAAGCUACGGUCCUCCUCCACUCCUGCUGGUCAGCCAGAGUCUGGGUUCAGCUGUGCUCCCUGUGGAUUCACCACAGAGGACAAGGCAGCCUUCGCCGAGCACAUCAGCCAACACAGGCGAGGAGGGACGGAGGGCGGCGAUCUGCAGUGCGUGCACUGUGGCGCCUGCUUCACGUCCACGUCCUCCCUGUCCCGCCAUCUGUUCAUCACCCACAAAGUGAGGGACGAGUUCAGCGACGGCCAGCAAGAUGUCGGCGCGCACCCGUCGACCUCCGUUAACUUCAAGAACCACGACGAUAAGAGUUCCCUGAACGGUUCUGACUCGGCUUCACCCCCCACGGGUCAGGAGGACGGAUCGUUCACCUGUAAGGUCUGCGGUAAACACUUUGAGAAGACCACUGACCUGAACACACACUUCAGAACUCACGGGAUGGCUUUUAUUAAUGCAAGGAACGCAAGCAAAACCUCGUGAAGAUAACACAAGUGUCUGAUGUUCAUGGAGGAAAAAAACUGUGCAAGUGCCUUUUUUCAUACGUAGGUCACACACGUACUAAAUAACCAAAGAUUAUUCAUCUUAAACGUGUCAAUAAAUGUGUUGUAAAACAGUUCAAU